UCAUGGCCUUAUCUUUGCGCUCAAUUUCUAGCAAUAUUUAUCUGGUGGAUGACGUGGAGGGAUUCGGUCAACCUUUUGAUGGAAUAGGGGGCAUCAGUGGUGGUGGGGCAACGUCUAAGUUACUCAUCAAUUAUCCGGAGAAGCAGAGAAGCGAAAUUUUGGACUAUUUGUUUAAGCCGAACUUCGGAGCAUCGUUGCAAAUUUUUAAAGUAGAAAUAGGUGGAGAUGCCCAGAGUACAGAUGGUACAGAAUCCUCACACAUGCAUAAUGAAGAUGAGAUUAACUUUGAAAGGGGAUAUGAAUGGUUUUUAAUGAAGGAAGCUAAAAAGAGAAACCCAAAAAUCAAAUUAGGAGCUUUAGCUUGGGCUUUUCCCGGUUGGGUGGGAGAAAUACCUAGAGAACCGUAUGCCAAUUUCACAAAGUUAGCUUAUUAUCUUACGACUUGGCUUAAAGGAGCUAAAGACAGAUAUGAUUUAGAUAUAGAUUACAUUGGGAUAUGGAAUGAACAAAAAUGUGAUAAAGAAUUUGUCAAAUAUUUUCGAAAAUAUUUGAACCAAAAUAAUUUAUCGAGUAUCAAAUUGAUAGCACCUGACUCCUACGAUUUAGAAUGGUCGGUGACGAAGCAAAUGCACAAGGAUGAAGAAUUUCACAACGCCAUCGAUAUCAUUGGUGAACAUUAUCCAGGAACAUAUAGUACUCAAGAUGCAGUAAAUACUGGCAAGAUACUAUGGUCAUCGGAAGAUUACAGUACCUUGAACGAUAGAAUCGGUGCUGGUUGUUGGGCUAGAAUCCUUAAUCAAAAUUAUGUUCGGGGAUAUAUGUCUGCAACCCUUUCAUGGAAUUUGAUUUACAGUUAUUACGACGGAUUACCUUAUGGUGGAUGUGGACUCAUGACCGCUAAUGAGCCCUGGUCUGGUCAUUACACCGUUAGUCUACCAAUCUGGGUAACGGCGCAUACCACACACUUCUCCGAACCAGGCUGGUACUAUCUCAAGCACAAUAGAGGUGUAGGAUUAUUGGAUGGUGGUGGAAGCUUCGUUAGUUUGGCCCCAUCUAACAAGACUCAACUUACUAUAAUUAUAGAAACUCUGACAUAUGGAAAUUCCAAAUGCAUCAGGCCCGAGCUAAAACCUUACGCCGUCGCUGAUCAUCAAGUGGUCCAAUUUAUGCUGGGUGGAACGUUUAAGAAUAUUCGAAAGUUGUAUGUGUGGAGAACAGACCUAUCGCCAAAGGUUCCUGAGAGUGAGAGGCAGGUUUUAGAUCCCCAAAACGUUAUUGAGGUUCAAGGUGGUAUAGUGAGCAUAAAUAUUUUAGCUGACAAUCUAUAUACCUUAACUACUAUAUUUCGAGAAUCACCUGUUGUAUAUAAACCUGUUCCCUUGCCAUUUCCGUUUCCGACUCCCUAUUUUGAUGAUUUUGAAGAUUACGUGGAAUUCGCAGAACCUUACAAUUUAUCACCACAAGUGGGUGUUUUUGAAGCAAGGAAGAUUGGUGUAAAUGGUGUAAUGGCUCAAGUGGUUCAACAAACCCCUAUACAUUGGUGCAUAGGAAAUAAAUAUGCCAUGCCCAGCCCUACCGUAGUUAUAGGCGAUUACAAAUGGUCAAACGUAGAAGUAAGCGUAGAUGUUUUAUGGCCAUCUUACACAGGUCCUGCUGGGAUGGGGACUGGUUAUCUAGCCCCCGAGGAUGUGGUUCCUAUUUAUUUAGCCGCGAGGGUAAAUAAAGGAGGUUGCGAAACCCACAAAUCUAACGGAAUAUUCUUCUGGAUACAUCCCUCGAAGAAAUUGUACCGAGUAACCAAUGACUUAAGGGGGAAAAAUAAAUUGUUCGAAGGAAAUAUCUUAGGCUUUGAUCCUUACAAUUGGCACAAAAUCACGCUCAUUGUUAAAGGAAAUCACGCAAUGGGUUACGUAGAUAAAAUCCUCACCUUUAGUGGAAAUUUUUCUAACGUCAAAAGCUCACACGGUUUUGUGGCUCUAGGUACAAUGAAUUAUUCUCCGGCCUUUUUUGACAAUCUUAACAUAUCUUCAGCUAAUUGCGAAUCAAUUGGUUCAACCUCUUACUUGUCUUAUUUCAGGGGAAACUUUAUGGCCCAUAUGAUUUUUUUGAUUGAAUUGAUCCCCAGCAAUAAGAGGCAUUAUUUAUCGCUGGUCAGUACAGCUUUGUACACCUUAGGACACAUCAUUUUAUCUUCUCUAGCCUACGCUUUGCCUUAUUGGAAACAUUUGCAACUCGCCACAGCAUUAUUCAUAGGUGUUUUUAGUUUCGUUAUCGUAUUAGCUGACGAAUCCAUUCCAUGGUUAGUGAGCAGAAAUAGAACAAGGGAGGCAACUUUGUUGAUAGAAAAAGCAGCACAAUGGAAUAAAUUAAUGGACAUAGAAUUCUUUCAACAUUCUAAUAUUUUAAAAAUAUUAAUGGAAUUGAAUAAUAUUAAUCAACCUGUUCAUACCUAUGAUAACUCUGAUGAAGACAUGAAAAAUCAGGAAGAAUUAUUGAAUAAUUCAGUGAUGAUAGUUCAAGAUAUUAUAAUAAAUGAAGACCAAAUAGAGUUAAUAAAUAUAGAUGCUGUUGGUACUAAUAAUAAUAGCGAUAAGGAACAAGAAGAAUUAUCAAUAUCUAAUAAAAGACGAAAUUCAGCAAAAAUCUGGGAAUUUUAUUCUACUUGUGAUAAUAAAAAAAAGGUGAAACCUCAUAAUAAUAACAACUUAGAAAUAAGUAAAUACGUAGAUGAAGCCACAAUUUCCAAUGAUACAAAUCCAUUAGAUUGGUGGAAAUUAAAUAAAAAUAGAUAUCCAGUAUUAUCAAAAAUUGCCAGAGAUUAUCUAGCAAUUUCGGCCACCUCAUCUAGCUCUGAAAGGGCUUUUUCAGAAGGACGGUAUGUUAUAACAGACCAACGUUGUUCACUAGAUGAGCAUACUAUACAAGCUUGCCUGUGCCUAAAAAGUUGGAUGCGCAUGCAAGAUUCUUCUUAA
Molecule: messenger RNA, 2972 nt
Organism: Gordionus sp. m RMFG-2023
Lineage: Eukaryota; Metazoa; Nematomorpha; Gordioida; Chordodea; Parachordodidae
Product: galactocerebrosidase-like
Exons: 16
Coding region: 3-2972 (989 amino acids)
Biological process (GO): galactosylceramide catabolic process
Cellular component (GO): lysosome
Molecular function (GO): galactosylceramidase activity; protein dimerization activity
Source: RefSeq, a predicted model, not a curated record